CCCAUCGCUAUCAUGGAUUUCGACAUCACUCAAGUAGCACUUCCAACAUUGGACAGACUUAACGCUACCAUUUCUGACGAUGUCAACGCGGAACAAAUAGCGCAACAAUGGUUUGGCUCAUUCGAACAGCACGCUCAGGCAGGAAACGUGACUGGUGUGCUCCACCUGAUGCUCGAGGACGCAUUCUGGCGCGAUAUACUUGCUCUCACAUGGGACAUGCGCACGUUUUAUACCAUUACUCAUAUUCGCAAGUUUUUGGAGGAUCGCCUCGCAUCGGCGCAGAUCUCGUCUCUCAAAUUAGACGCAUCUUCUAUUGAGCUUCAGCGCCCUUAUAACGACAUUGCAUGGAUCCAGGCCUUCUUCACGUUUGAUACACCCACUGGACACGCCUCGGGGAUCGUCAGGCUUGUGCCUUCUUCUCAAGGACCUUGGCUCGCGCACGCUAUCCUGACCAACUUGGAGAGCCUGCGAGCCUUCCCUGAGCAAAUAGGCAUGCUGCGUGAGCAGGAGCCGAACCAUGGUAAAUGGCAGGAGAAGAGAAAAAGAGAGAUCGAAUGUCUCGAUGAAGAUCCGAAGGUCGUCGUUAUUGGCGGCGGUCAGAGCGGUCUGGAGAUCGCGGCGAGGCUCAAAUAUCAGGGUAUCAAAACGCUUGUGGUGGAGAAAGAAUCGCAGGUCGGGUAUCAAUGGAGGAAGAGAUACGAAGCACUUUGUCUCCAUGAUCCUGUCUGGUACGAUCACAUGCCAUAUAUUCCGUUCCCACCUACGUGGCCAGUAUACUGUCCUGCUCCCAAGCUUGCAGACUGGCUUGUGAAUUAUGCUCACAGCUUAGAGUUAGACGUCUGGACAUCUGCCAAUGUGACCAGCGCAAAGCAAGACACUUUGACACAUAAAUGGACUAUCACAAUCAAGCGCGAUGAUGCUUCAGAACGGACCUUCGUGGUCAAUCAUCUUGUUUUCGCUGUUGGUAUUGGGGGUGGGGUCAUGAGCAUGCCUCAGGUCCCCGGAAUAGACGAAUUCCAAGGCCAGGUCAUGCACUCAGGACAAUUCAAGACAGCCAAACAAUAUCAAGGACGGAAAGUCGUAGUUGUCGGGGCGUGCACGUCUGGCCAUGACAUUUCCAAGGACUUGAGUGAUAAAGGUGUCGAUGUCACCCUCUUCCAACGCAGCUCGACGUACAUCAUGUCUACGAAACAUGGCGUACCGAUCCAGAUCGAAAGCAAUUACUCUGAACACGGUCCGCCUGUUGAGAGAGCAGACCUCAUCAACGCUUCGUUUCCCAUCUAUUUCUCAAAAACGAUGAACAAGCGAGUGGUGAAGCUCAUAGCGGACAAGGAUAGGGACGUGCUCGAAGGGCUAGAGCGUGUUGGCUUCCGUUUGAAUUAUGGCAUUGAUGGGUCAGGCUUUCCAUUACUCGCCUGGGAAAGGGCAGGCGGAUAUUACUUUGACGUAGGCGCGAGUCAGGCGAUCAUUGACGGGAAGAUCAAGCUCAAGAACGACAGUCAAAUUUCCCGCUUCACAAAGUCCGGGCUCCUGUUCGAAAACGGGAGCAAGCUGGACGCCGACGUGGUCAUAUUUGCCACAGGGUAUGGGGACGUCAGGGCCUCUAUCCGCGCUGUCAUCGGAGACGAACUUGGAGACAAGCUGAAGCCGAUCUGGGGACUAAACAAGGAAGGCGAGAUCAAUGGAACGUGGCGGGAUUCUGGUGUGCCCAAUCUGUAUUGCAUGAUGGGAAAUCUAGCCCUGUGCAGGUUCUACUCGAAGCACUUGGCACUUCAAAUCAAGGCCAUGGAAGAAGGAAUAUUUGGGGAAAGAUACAGUCUGUGAAACUUGAUCACUUUGGGCUCCAAAUUGGUGCUCGUCGGACGGUUGGUUUCGUGCUGUCGCGCCGAGUUGCAUGUGUUUUUUCUCGGUAUUUUCUUCUUUUAGGGAAUAGUCCUCGGUGGACGAAGCUGAGAAUUUUGGUUUCUAUCAACCUCUGGAUGUCUUUCUUUGUGCAACCAGGCCCGCGGUAAAAUCUGAACUGUAGCUCAUCCAGGUAGCUGGUAAAGCUAAGAAUGCAGGAUCAUUUGAGAGUGUUAUACAUCGUUUAUAGAACACAAAACAACACGGAAAUAAAGAGUGUAUACGAGCCAUCUGGAAGAAAAGACAGUCACGCGGUACAGGAAUCAACAUUAACAAGAGAAUAAUCAUAACCUAUCAAAACACCUCUCUCGGGCCUUCGAUCCUGUCAUGGAACGCCGAGCUGAAUCCGAUCCAACUCGACGAAGCGUCGGAAGAUGUGCGUGCGAUGCUGACGGAUGGAGGCUCAAUCCAGCUGCCCGAGCCAUCGCUGAUCGACCCGAACUCAGAGAACAUAUCCCCGUCGAUCCAUGGAGGUUCUGAACCUGGUGUGCUUGCGACCGACAACGGCGAGAUGGGCUCUGUAGUAUGUAUGGAGGAAGAAAAGUCAAGCGAGGGCAGCACGAAGGACCGCGAGACCUCGGGGUCUUCAAAGAUGCGGCUUUCUGCGACGUUGGCGGUGCUCGCGCGACUUCUGCUAAGUGUGAUCUGUGACAACACGUCUUCAAUCUCGCUCUCGAUCUCGCUCGCAGUCGGAUCAUCCUCACGCUCCUCCUCGAGCACGCACCAGCCUUGCCCACUCUCGCCGAUCACACCGCGGACCCUGUUUGCGUCCCACCCUGCGAAUGUGAUACGCAGGACACUCGCCUCGCCUCGUGUAUCUCCAAAGACAUCACAGACUGCGCCAGAAGCCCAGACAUCUGCGACAUCAAGGCGUGCGAAAAUGGUGGAGAUGCGGAGUGAGUGCAGCCUAUGGUCCUGGUGGAUCGAAGAAAGAGCAGAAACAGGAAGGAGUGGGUGCAACGAGGAGGAGGCUGGAUUGGCGGGGAGAGGGAGACGCGACGUAGGGGUGGGGGCGAGGGGGAUGAGAAGAGUUGCAGUGACACGGGGAAGAGGGGUAGCAGGGAAGUAAUGAUCGAUCUCGCGCUCCGCUGUCGAGGGCGAGGUUGAAGCAUCAAGAUCAGCAGCAGUAGCAGCAGGGUGGAAUUGGAUCCCCUCUGCCCGAACCUUCUGAUUCUCUUUCUUGGCCUCACGAGCUACCUUCUUACCAAGGUACGCCUGUCGUUCUUUGUUCAUCCUGAGGUCAAAGUCAAGCUGCGAAAAUGCCCGACCCGUAACGGAGACAUUCUCCGCAAGAUGCUGGAAGAUGGGACGUCCGGAUGAGAAGUUACGUGCGGUACCCAGACCGACCUGCGUCACGCUGCGGGGCACGGUGGGUGCGCGAGGCAGCUUCGGCGCGCCGAGAGGUUGGGCGAGGGUGUAACGGGUAGUGAAUGAAAGACCUUGUUGAAUCGUCGGUCCCCUGGUACCGUGCGCAGCUCCGUGAUAUGCACGGCCUGCAGCAGCGUGGUUGCCGAGAGUCCCAGGUGUGGUGAGAUGCCCGACGAACCCCUGAACGAGGUUUCGAGUUCGCUGCAGAAGCCUUUGCGCAUGGGAUGACUGGGAGUGUGUUGCGCCCCUAGGAAGCGCAGAAGGAAUAUGGAUGGUUCGGUGUGCAGAUAUGUUUGGUGCUUGAUUGAAUAGGUGGUAAGCCUGGCGUCCUAAAGACUGCCAGGUUCCCGACGACGCUAACGGCAUCGCGAGCAGUCGCAAGUCAGCUACAACACAGCUGGUUUAAGGAGAGCGGCGUCGAUGAUGUGUAUAGAGAUAUCAACAGGAGGAGAGUGAGAGUAAGGAAGAAAGCUGAGAGAUACCUGUUUG
This is a messenger RNA of Heterobasidion irregulare TC 32-1, 3759 nucleotides long. RefSeq lists its product as uncharacterized. The record is from RefSeq and is a predicted model, not a curated record. Lineage: Eukaryota; Fungi; Basidiomycota; Agaricomycetes; Russulales; Bondarzewiaceae. The transcript has 13 exons. Gene Ontology annotation, molecular function: N,N-dimethylaniline monooxygenase activity; flavin adenine dinucleotide binding; NADP binding. Bases 13 to 1824 code for a protein of 603 amino acids.